Molecule: messenger RNA, 2636 nt
Organism: Nematolebias whitei (Rio pearlfish)
Lineage: Eukaryota; Metazoa; Chordata; Actinopteri; Cyprinodontiformes; Rivulidae
Product: retinoic acid receptor gamma-A
Exons: 9
Coding region: 403-1881 (492 amino acids)
Biological process (GO): regulation of transcription by RNA polymerase II; retinoic acid receptor signaling pathway; cellular response to corticotropin-releasing hormone stimulus
Cellular component (GO): nucleus; transcription regulator complex
Molecular function (GO): nuclear glucocorticoid receptor binding; RNA polymerase II cis-regulatory region sequence-specific DNA binding; zinc ion binding
Source: RefSeq, a predicted model, not a curated record
AAAGAGGGUGUAUGUUAGAGACAGGGAAAAGGAGAGAGGAGGAGGAAUGCAACAGGCUGAGCUCCGUCGUCGCUGUGAGGCGGACUUUUGACUGACAAACGCAACUUCUCUACGCCUCAACUCACUUCUCCUGAUUUAAACUCACCAACCUCCACUCUGUGCGGCGUUCACGUCCCACGUCUGUCUUGACCUGGACAGGACACAUUUUCUAGGCUCCCCGCAGGCCUCUUCCUCUUCAGGUCAUCUUUUCUUCUUUCUGGCCCAGCAGAAGAGCAGCAGAGCGGUGCUGGAUGGCAGGACGCUAUUUCAAGCUCACCGCUGGACCCUGACAAAGAAGCAGGACGAGGAAGCAGAAGGAAAUUCAGAGAAACGUCCGCUAAAUAUCCAGCAGCGCUUCUCGCGAUGGCCACAAACAGAGAGCACCAAAUGCGUCACAUGGCGGGAUUCGCUCGUGCCAUGUACCCGUUCACCUUUAACUCCAUGAGGAGCCACUCCCCCUUCGACCUGCUGGCCAGCAGCCACCUAUUUGGCCGCUUCGGAGCAGACCUACCCAAAGAGAUGGCUGCACUGUCGGUGGAGACCCAGAGCACCAGUUCCGAGGAGAUGGUGCCCAGCUCGCCCUCCCCUCCUCCUCCCCCCCGGGUCUACAAGCCCUGCUUUGUGUGCCAGGACAAGUCAUCUGGUUACCACUACGGAGUGAGCUCCUGUGAGGGCUGCAAGGGCUUUUUUCGACGCAGCAUCCAAAAGAACAUGGUGUACACCUGCCAUCGAGACAAGAACUGCCAGAUUAACAAAGUGACACGAAACCGCUGCCAGUACUGCCGGCUGCAGAAGUGCUUCGAGGUCGGCAUGUCCAAAGAAGCGGUGCGAAACGACAGGAACAAGAAGAAGAAGGAUGUGAAGGAGGAGGUGGUGCUGCCAGAAAACUACGAGCUCAGUGGAGAACUGGAGGAGCUGGUUAACAAAGUCAGCAAAGCUCACAAAGAGACCUUCCCAUCUCUGUGCCAACUAGGAAAAUACACCACAAACUCGAGUGCCGACCACAGAGUACAGCUGGAUUUGGGCCUGUGGGAUAAGUUCAGUGAGCUUUCCACUAAGUGCAUUAUAAAGAUUGUGGAGUUUGCCAAGCGGCUACCAGGCUUCACCACGCUCACCAUCGCUGACCAGAUCACCCUCCUCAAAUCUGCAUGUCUGGACAUCCUGAUGCUGAGGAUAUGUACCCGUUACACCCCGGAACAGGACACCAUGACGUUCUCAGAUGGUCUGACGCUCAACAGGACCCAGAUGCACAACGCUGGCUUCGGCCCGCUCACAGAUCUGGUGUUUGCCUUCGCCGGUCAGCUUCUGCCUUUGGAGAUGGACGACACGGAGACGGGACUCCUCAGUGCAAUUUGUCUCAUUUGUGGAGACCGAAUGGACUUGGAGGAGCCAGAGAAGGUAGACAAGCUUCAGGAGCCGCUCCUGGAGGCGCUGAAGAUCUACACCCGCCGCAGGCGUCCCAACAAGCCUCACAUGUUCCCCCGCAUGCUGAUGAAAGUCACCGACCUCAGAGGGAUCAGCACCAAAGGUGCAGAACGAGCCAUCACCCUGAAGAUGGAGAUCCCCGGCCCCAUGCCGCCUCUGAUCAGGGAGAUGCUGGAGAACCCAGACAUGUUCGAGGACAGCAGCGACUCCAGCGACAGCGCCGCGGCCGCUCCCCCCGCCGUUCAGGCCAUCAAGCAGGAGGAGAAGUCCCCGUACGAGUCAGCCUUCGAGGAGGAGGAGGAGGAAGAGGAAGAUGACUACUGGGACGAGGAGAAAGAGUGGGGGGCGGACAGUGACGGCGAGCUCUGGGGGGAGGCGGCAGGGAGCACGCAAAAGAAAGCAGGGAAAACGCCGUGAAGGAGACGGGGAGGCCGCUGCCUCACCGAGCAAAACUACAAACACACCUGCAGAUUCAGGCUCUCUGACACCGAUAACUAGUUUUUUAUUUCCAACAUUCUGACUGUACGGGGCUGAGUCCAGAACGAGAAGCAAAGAAGUGAAGAAGAAUUACAUUUCAGUGGAUUCAUGAGGGCACCGGUGAAAAGGUUUAAAGAUGUUACAAAGUUGUCGCCACAAAGAGGAAAAAGCAAAAAUGCACUCCUGCGAUGUCUGUUAAGGAUUAAGGGCUAUGCUUUGUAUAAAAUGGAUGGUUAAAAAAAAAAUUAUUUGCAACAACCGAACUUACAUUUUUUUGUGGCGUCCUUGUGGCACCACAAAUGAUCUGUAUUACUUUUCCGAAAUAUGCAACCUAUUUUUUUCAUUCUAUGUUUUUUUUUAAUUAUUUCUAAGCAUGUAACACACUAUCAACUUUAUGCCUCUUUGUUGGAUCUUUUGUAUAUAUUUCCACUCAGCCUUGCUCACAUUGGACUUGAUUACUUUGAACAACGUAUGCUUUAAGUAGACAAAGUGAGAGACAAGGAGUCAUGAGCAGGACUCAAACUCAUUGUGGAUGUCACGUAAUACGCAAACGAAAUCUUUUGCUUUAUGAAAUUAGCUGAUAGGUAUUGUAAUUCUGGUGCGUAAGAGCCAAAUAAGAAGAAACACCGACAUGUCUCCACCUCUUGACCAAAAUACUCAUGUUUAGUGACACCUAUCUGCCAAAAAAAAAAAAA